UUCUUCCUUUUCGCUCUCGAGAGUGUCUGUACAAAACCUUCCCUAAGUUCCUUCUAGCUACUUGCAGGUAUUUUCUGACUCAUUCAACCACAGCUGUUUUCAGAUGUCUGAAAACAUGGAACAGUUCUCUCCGGAGCUGCCAUCAUCAUCCCCUCUGAUUCCGUCGCUUCCAGACGACGUCACGGUUGAUAUCGUGGCACGUGUACCCAUAAGCCAUUACCCGACACUCUCCCUCGUCUCCAAGAAGUUCAGAAAACUCAUCGCCUCCCCAAAUCUCUACAAGAGGCGAUCCUUCUUAGGCAUCACCCAACACCGCGUCUAUGCUAUCCUCCGCAACCGCAGCUACUCCGGUGACUGCCGUUUCUACAUCCUCCACCGGAAACUCGACUGCUGUAGUAGUAACCACCACCGCUUGGUCAUCGUACGAUCACUCCCUCCCAUGUCUUACCGUGCAAGCUUUGCCUCGGUGGGUUCGAAGAUAUAUGUGUUCAACGAGGUUGAUGCCCUCAGCAUCGACUGUAACUCGCACACGGUGCAGCCCAUCUCCGACAUGCCUCAGCGCUUCUCGUCGUCUCCCAUGUCUAGUAUAGUUGCUAACGUCAUCGGCGGGAAGGUUUACCUGAUCGGUGAUUCCGCAGUCGUUACGAGUGGUGGGAUGUCGUGGAGGAAAACAGUGAUGGUGCUUGAUACAGAGACGCAGACGUGGGAGCCAGUGGUGAUGGUGAAACAAGACAUGCGGGUUGGUGCGCUUUGGUCUGGUGCUGUGGUGAUGGAGGAUAAGAUUUGCAUGAAAGGUUAUAGGAAUAAACAACGUUCUUUUGUUUAUGGACCAGAGGGAAACAAGUGGGAAUCGAUGGGGGAGGUGAUGAACUCUAAGGAGUGGGGGGAGGGUGCAUGUGUGGUUGAUGAUGUCUUGUACUAUCUUGAUUGCUCAGAGAAGGCGUUGAGGGCGUAUGAUCCAAAGCAGAGCCGUUUGAGUGUUGUCGACGGUUUGGAAGAGUUUUUGGCGUGUGAGUGUGUCAUGUCAGAGUUGCCUAAUGUGGUGAAGAGCGGUGAGAAGAAGAUGGCUCUCUUCUUUCCUAAGAAACAUGACGGCAAGGAGGUCAUUUGCUGUGCGGAGAUUGCUUUGGAAAGGCACCAAGGUGGAGAGAUUUGGGGUAAGGUCAAGUGGUGUGAUGUUGUCGUUGAGGAUGGGCUGUUUGACAUUGUCAAUUGUGUGGCUGUCACGGUUUGAUGAUGCCAGCAUAAUAAUAAUUAAUCAUCUCUGUUUGUAGAUCCCUUCAUAUUUUUAAUUAUCCUAAAUGACAUCUCGUGUGGUUGUAAGUUUGCUAACAUCGUUUAUGUUAAAGACUAAAAACUUGUGCUA
Messenger RNA from Raphanus sativus (radish), 1366 nucleotides. RefSeq names its product F-box/kelch-repeat protein At4g38940-like. The transcript is spliced from 2 exons. The record is from RefSeq and is a predicted model, not a curated record. Lineage: Eukaryota; Viridiplantae; Streptophyta; Magnoliopsida; Brassicales; Brassicaceae. Gene Ontology annotation, molecular function: protein binding. Bases 104 to 1234 code for a protein of 376 amino acids.